AUGGAGAAGCCAGAGGGGUUUGAUGAAUUGGUGGCAAACAUAGACAAGUCACACAAGGAGCCAGGCAACAGUUCUAUUCAAGAACUCGUCCUCAAACAAGCCGUAACCUAUCUUCUCAGAAACAAGAACAGGCAACACUGGUUCUGUGACGAAUACAUGUAUCCGAUAACCGUGCACUCGCUAGUGUUGUUCUCGUUUCCUAAUAAUCCUACUCUUUGCCAAUUGCAACCCUACAUCGCCAACAGCUUGAGCCAGUGCCGUGAGUGUAUGAAACUGUAUAACCGUGGCAAAGCUGAUCUCCGUCUCAACUUUGCCAUUAACAAAGGCGUCAAACUAGAUAAGGUCAAUCAGUUCUUGAACACAAUCAUCCAAUGGGAAGUCACAGUAGUUGGAAAGAAGUUGGAAGACAUGGAAAACACAAUGUCUGACAUCUCAACAGGAUACGAUGUCAAUACCCUCUAUUGGUGUUUGUACAACCCCAACAUCCUCAGGUUUGAUCUGGAGUUACGCCAAAAAUUUGACAGAAUCGUACGAUACUUGCAUACUCAGAAACUGCUACCACUUCCGGAUGAGCUACUCCCUGGGACAAUCUACAUGGCCUUUGAAGGAAGUUUGGAAGAAAAGUACUGGGUAGAACAAUGGUUGAACAAGCUCCAUCACGACAAUUUCCGAUUCACCAAAGCAACAUUACAGGAACCGGUAGUUUACGAAUUCAGCAUCCAUUUGUACCAAAUUCAAAAUGCCAAGUUUUACAAUGACAGAAACGCCAUCAAGUUUUGGAACAACUUUUACCGAUUUGUGGACUUUAUCGAUGAUGAACUGUUUAUCUUGAGAUUCAACACCCCCAGGGAUAUCCGUGUCAUGAGUGAAUUUACCGAGCUACGUCUAUAUCCUGUCAUCCGUCUUCUUAUGAAUUGUCUUUUGUCAUACUUGAAAGAACCAUUGCCAGUCCUUCUCAAAUGUUUCAACAAAUUAUUAUCCCGACUUUUAACCAAAUUUUGGACUUCAGCCAUGCCAAUUCAAAGCAUCCAAGUGCUCGAUGCAAUCUUAUCCAAUCCUGAAUUCACAAAGCAACUACAAACAGCAUCAAUAGUAGAAUCUGACGUAAGUGAUUACAACUUGUCUGAAAUAAGUUCGUGGAUGUUCAGUAUCCUUCCCUCGUUGGGUCAAUUGCCUCGUCAAUCUACAUGCAUACGAAUGGGGACGUUCUUGUUGAACCAAUCUAUAUCCGACGUUGGUUCAAAGGAUAUUCGAAUGAGAAAAGUCAUGGCGUUGCGCCAAUUAGGGUGUCGGAUUUUCUACCUGGAACUACAAACGCUAGACAGCGAGUUCCGAGAACAGAACUUUUCAUUGAGAUUGAUGACAGUGAGAGAUGUUAGAAAUGCCGUGGAUAAUCAAGCGGAUAUAAUUGUUGAUUUAGCUUUAGACUCGGAAGACCUGACCUUAGCAGUCAAGUUGGUGGUUAGAUGCAUGCAAUAUGACCUUUCCAUAUUGGCUCAUAACACGUGUAUGUUUGCUCAAGGUGUUGUACCUACAAUAUUCGACACAUUUCCUAUCCUUUGGGAUUCACUCACUAAACGGAAGAUCUACUCAAACACAUUGCUAGUACAUGAACUUAUCAAGGUAUUGACCAUUGGCAUAAACUGUACUCUAUUCGCACCUACCAAAAACCCCGACCCAAACAAACAAUUGGCCGAUUGCAAAACUCAACACAAUGACAACAUGAAGAAGAUGACCAAGCUCGUCAAUCAGCUCUUGGAGAAAUUGUCACUCGCGGACCCAUCCACCCUCAAACAGUUGAUUAAUGAACCAGAAUGUCUGAUUGCCAUAUGGAGUUGUGUAUUCAAUCCGCAGUUGAGUCAACUGGCAUUGGAUCUUUUGAAUGAAGCAUUUGACGCUGGUGGGCGACUUGAGACUAUUCAAGUUAUAUUGUCAAAGGAUUUAAAGGUGACCCUCCAUGCCAUAACUACUAAUUUGAACGUUUUGACGCAAAUGGGGUUAUAUGAGCCGAGUCCCAAGGCUAUUCGUAUUUUGAUGGAUGUGAUUAACGCAUUAGCUGACCCGUUGAAUCCAAUCCUUGCGUCGGCGCCAAAAGAUUGUGUAGAUGAAGUACUUCAAUUCUGGAAACUGAUUUGGCAAUUCUUGAUCAUGGUGUAUAAGCGAACAUUCAUCUGGGCUAACCAGUUCCAUUUGGAUGAAUUAGUGGAGUUUACCAGAGAUACCCUCGACCUCAGUCAUUUAAUUUUGGCAUCUUAUCGUAUACUAUUGGACAAUGUCAAGAGUGAAACUGUUGAUGUUUCGCACACGUUAUUUAUUGAUUUCAUGAAUGCAUUUGAUUCGGUUAUACCGUGGUUACGACUUGGUGAUUUGUCAUUGUUGAACUCGUGUGUUUCCCUCGUAUUUAAAGGGUUUGAAUUGGCCAGUGAACGGAAUUUCCCCAUUGAUGCCGGGUUUAUUGAAACAUUUGCUAAAUUUGGUGCCAAGGCCAAGAAGUUCAACAAUAAGUUAUCUGAAGUACAGCGUCAGCAAAUAUUAUCCAAAGCCAGGGAAUUCAAUCCUGAAAUCGUUGAUAGAGUGGUUGAUGAAGCGACAAAGCAUCGUGCCAAACGAAACAUUGAAAUUAUCGAUGUUCUGGAACCGUCAAGUUCUCCGGAACCCGCAGCAUACAGGUACCAAUCGCGCUCAGUCACUCCUAAGCAACAGACGUUAUCUCGAUUCGGAGUCGUUACUCAAGAAGCACCUAUUGCACCACCGCCAUCUAAAGACUACAAGCCAUCCAAUCUUGAGGCUAUUCGAAAAGAAUUAAAGAGUGCCAGAGCGUCACCACUCCCCAAGAGUGAUGUUGCCCCGGCCCCACCACGUCCAGCUGGGUUCAACCUGAAGAAAGUGCCACCAGUGGUCGGCCGUUCCCUUAAUGCAUUAAAGAAGAAGAAGCACGAUUCAGACUCGUCCGAUGAUGAACUUGAGACAGAUGUUUCCGAUUUGUUUAUCGAUAAAGUCAAGAAGAAACCCAAGAUUGUGGAAGUGGAUAUGAACUUGAACCCUGUGCAUCGCUCAUUAGGAAAGAAGAUGGUUGAUCCUGUCAAGCUCGAACAGGAACGAAUGAGAUUAAGGUUGAAUGUCAAUUUGAAACCAUUGUAUAAUACGAUUUUACGUUGGAGAUACAAUACUAACAGUGAUUACCCUAGUGAAGACAAGUCAAGUUACACCCAGGUCAAAGACACCUACGAUAAUGUAAAGGAUUACGUGUCUACUACGGAACCAUUGCUCAUGUUAGAAUGUUGGCAGGGGAUCCAGCAGGCGAAAGCCACCGGGGUUGAAGAACCAUUUGAGAUGUUGAUUGGGACAAGAACCAGUGUUGAUGGGUUCUUCGAUGUGUUUGCCUCUGUGGAGAAGAAGACCAUCCAGGAUCGAAAGAUUGGGGAUUCAGAUUUGCUUGUACUUGGAAUUCACGAUGGUGUUACAAAAUCACCCCGGGAAAUAAUGAACCAUUUGAAAUCAGAAUCAGCCACUACUUGUUUGGCCAAGGUUAGGGAAAUCAAGUAUAACAAUACCGAUUAUUGUGAUAUUACAUUUAGGGUGUAUCCUAGUGGAUCCAUGGUGGGGGUUUUGCUACCAAAGUCUAUCAUUGUCGGUAUGAGAGUCAUGCAGAUGAUAACAGUAGAGAGAGAAUUUUCCUCAUUGCGAGGUUUACAAUAUUAUGAUUUACUCUUCCCAAUUUUGCAAGCUAGACCCAACGACCCUAUUCCUAUACAUGACUCUGCUACCGAAGAUAUGUGUAAGAAGUUCAAUUUGAACGUCUCUCAAGCCAAGGCUAUUCUAGGCACACAUCAGAGUGAAGGAUUCUCACUUAUUCAAGGUCCACCAGGUACUGGUAAAACUAAAACUAUUUUGGGUAUCGUGGGUUAUUCCCUCUCACAAAAAGAUGAGAAAAUUCUCGACAUUCCGGGACACACACCUACUACUGACCCAGCCAAAAUUUUGAUUUGUGCGCCAAGUAAUGCUGCUGUUGAUGAAUUGGUGCUUAGAUUGCGUGAUGGGGUCAAGAAUUCCCUGGGGGAAACCAUGAAUUUGAAAGUUGUGAGAUUGGGUAGAAGUGACGCUAUCAAUGCUUCAGUUCGUGAUUUGACGUUGGAAGAGUUGGUAGAUAAAGAGUUACAAACAAAGGCUGUGGAUGUGAAUAUCGAUCCUACCAUUAGGCAACAGCAUCUGAAAUGUAUUGAAGAAAGAGACGCGCUACGUGCUAGACUAGUCAAUGAAAGUUUGAGCGAGAAGGAAAUGACUGACUUGGAAGAUAGGUUGCGUACCGUCAACAAGAAAAGAAGUGAAUUGGCAAAACGGUUAGAUGAACAGAGAGAACGGGCCUCGAUCGCGUACCGUACCAAGGAAAUUGAACGUCGUAACGCACAAGCGAGAAUCUUAUCCCAAGCCCAAGUCAUUUGUUCAACCUUAUCUGGAUCAGCUCAUGAUUUCUUGGCUAGUCUUUCGCUUAAAUUUGAUAAAGUCAUUGUUGAUGAAGCAUGUCAGUGUGUGGAAUUGUCAGCUAUUAUUCCAUUACGGUAUGGAUGCAGGACGUGUAUUAUGGUUGGUGAUCCGAACCAAUUACCACCUACGGUGUUAUCUCAAGCAGCUGCCAGUUAUAACUACGAACAGAGUUUGUUUGUCCGUAUGCAAAAGAAUCAUCCAGACUCGGUUUACUUGUUAGACGUGCAAUACAGAAUGCACCCACAAAUUUCGCAAUUCCCCAGCGCAGAAUUCUACAAUUCUAAAUUGAAAGAUGGUGAAGGAAUGUUGGAAAAGAACGACCGUCCAUGGCAUAAAGAUCCACCAUUGACGCCAUAUCGAUUCUUUGAUAUUGUCAGUAAACACGAGCGAGAUGACCAAUCACGAUCAUUAUUCAAUGUUGAAGAAGCAAGAGUUGCACUAGAGCUUGUCCAGAAGUUAAUGACGAUCUUACCCCAGGAUAAAUUCCGGGGCCGAAUUGGGAUCAUUUCGCCAUAUAAGGAACAAAUCAGGAGUAUCAAGAACGAGUUCAUACGAAGGUACGGUAGGGCUAUUCAGGAUGAUAUUGAUUUCAAUACCGUGGAUGGGUUCCAAGGUCAGGAGAAGGAAAUCAUUAUCAUGUCAUGUGUAAGAGCAAGUCCUAGUGGUAACGUCGGGUUCUUGAGUGAUGUCCGUCGUAUGAAUGUGGCGCUUACCCGUGCCAGGACCACCCUUUGGAUUUUAGGUAAUAAGGACUCUUUGUCAAGAAACAACGUAUGGAGAAGAUUAUUAGAGGAUGCUUCCAAUAGAGACUGUAUUUCCAAGGCGUAUCCUGGGUUCUUGAACAUGUCGGGUGUUAAAAGACAGCAUAUUGAACCUGGUAAUUCCAUCCAUGACAAUGGAUCUGAUUCUAUUCAACCAAAGAAAAAGAAAAAGAAUAAACAUAAACAAACCCCACCUCCGCCUCCGCCUCCUUCAGUUCCGAAAAUACCUGAGGUAAGCACUGUCCAUGCUAUACGAAGUGGAAUUUUUGAUGGUCCGAAAGUACCUAAACAUGUGAAAACUUCUAAAACGGAUUUAAUCGCGGCCGCUCAUAAAAUUAAUACUGAAAAGGCUCACAAAACUAAUACACCUACUCCUACACAAUCUAGCUAUUUGAAAAAGACUAAUCCAAAUGGUUUACCAGCUAUUCCAACAAACUCAGGAUUUAUUAAUAGAGGACCCUCAGCUGAUACAAAACCUACAUCUUCGGGAACGAUAAAGCCACCACCCAAGAAAACAAACAGUGGUAUUUUCAUACAACGGAAGAAACCACCUCAUAAACGAGCAUAA
Spathaspora passalidarum NRRL Y-27907 is the source of this 5814-nucleotide messenger RNA. RefSeq names its product putative DNA/RNA helicase (gene SEN1). The coding region runs from base 1 to 5814 and encodes 1937 amino acids. The record is from RefSeq and is a predicted model, not a curated record. Gene Ontology annotation, molecular function: transcription termination site sequence-specific DNA binding; ATP binding; helicase activity. Gene Ontology annotation, biological process: termination of RNA polymerase II transcription. The transcript has a single exon. NCBI's taxonomy places the organism in Eukaryota, Fungi, Ascomycota, Pichiomycetes, Serinales, Debaryomycetaceae. Gene Ontology annotation, cellular component: nuclear body.